GAUAGUUAAUAGUGGCUAAAGUGAGUCCGGGUGCUACACAAGGUUCACUUUUGGGGCCAAUUCUAUCCUUUUGAUAUUUAAAUCAAGCAACUGCGUUUCAGUUACUGUUUUUCCUUAUCUUUAUUUAUCGGUCAAAAUGACGGACGAAACGACGAAAAAUAGGGGCAAAUGGGGCAACAGCAUCGAAUUCCUGAUGUCAUGCAUUGCCAUGAACGUGGGCUUGGGCAACAUCUGGCGUUUUCCCUUCGUAGCGUAUGAGAAUGGGGGUGGGGCUUUUCUCAUACCCUACAUCUCGGUCUUGAUUCUCCUAGGCCGCCCCAUGUACUACCUCGAGAUGUGCCUCGGCCAAUUUAGUAGUCGGGGCAAUGUCAAAAUGUUUGAGUCGUUAGCCCAGGUUUUGAAAGGGGUGGGUUUUGGGCAAUUAAUCGGGACGUUUUCCGUGGCCACCUAUUACUGCUCACUCAUGGCCUUGACACUUUACUAUUUGAUUCACUCGUUUCGGCCCGACUUGCCCUGGUCACAGUGUGACCCCAAUUGGGGUCAGGACACGUGGUUGGGCAACACCACCUGCAUUCCUAGCAAAAGCACCGAAGUCGGGGUUGAGAAUUCGGUCAGCUCGGCUGAAGCCUGGUUUAGGAUUGAAGUCCUGAAGGAAGCUACGGAUUUGUCCCAGGGGAUCGGGUACCCCAACUGGGAAUUGACUCUGUGUUUGUUGUGCUCGUGGACGAUCACUUUUUGUAUUUGCGCAAAAGGGGUGCAAAGCUCGGGGAAAGCCUCAUAUUUUCUUGCAAUUUUUCCGUUUAUUAUACUUUUCGCGCUUUUAAUCCGGUCUGUUACUUUGGAGGGGGCCGGACAGGGAAUUUUGUAUUUUGUUAAGCCCAACUGGGAAAAGUUACUAAGUGCACAGGUUUGGUAUGCAGCCGUCACUCAGUGUUUCUUUUCGUUGAAUAUUGGUUUCGGUUCGGUUACAAUGUACGCAUCUUAUAAUAGCUUCGAUCAUAAUGUUUACAGGGAUGCGAUGGUGGUUACAACCCUUGACACUUUUACUUCGUUUCUGUCAGGGUUAAUAAUUUUCGGGAUUUUAGGGAAUUUGGCGUAUAAGAUGAAUGUAGAAGUGUCAGAUGUUGUGAAGUCUGGUGGAACGGGCUUAGCCUUCAUUUCAUACCCGGAAGCUAUAGCCCAUUUCGAUAUAGUGCCUUGGUUAUUUGCAAUUUUAUUUUUCUUCAUGUUGUUUGUAUUGGGUGUUGGCAGUUUGAUAGCUUUAAAGGGGUGUGCUUUUACGGUUAUUUUGGAUGCUUUUCCCCAUUUGAAGACAUGGCAUGUGUCAUUUGGAACGGCAGUGGUUGGAUUUCUCGUUGGUUUAGUUUAUAUCACACCGGGCGGUCAAUUUAUUUUCACAAUGGUGGAUUUCUUUGGCGGCACUUUCAUUUUCUAUGUCCUGACCAUAAUUGAAGUCCUUUCAGUGAUGUGGUGGUAUGGUUUGGAAAAUAUCUGCCUUGACAUUGAAUUUAUGUCAAAGAGACGGCCAGGGCCGUACUGGCGUAUCUGUUGGGCUGUCAUAAUCCCAAUCGUCCUUAUCACAGUUUUUGUGUAUUUCAUAGCCACCUUAGAAGAAUUAAAAUACGAGGACCAGACAUACCCUGCAUAUAUCAUUGUUUGGGGAUGGGUUUUGUUUGGCGUGGGUGUGAUGCAGCCUUUGAUUUGGUGGGUGAUUCAAAUUGGGAGGAAUUACAAAAGGGAAGGCGUUUUCAAGGCAUUUUUACGGACCUUCACGCACGACAGUUGGGGCCCCAAAGAAGAAGAGUUUUACAACAAUUGGGUGGAAUUUAAGAGAGAAAAGAAACAAAAAAUGGUCAAGGGGCGACACUGGUUCAAACACAAAUUAUGCGUACUUAUAGGAAAGUAGGCUAGGGAUUGAAUACAAAUGUCAAAUGAAGCAGAGAAAAUUAAUUUGCGACGCUUGUAUAGUUAAUAGAAUGAAAGUAUUGUUAUUGUUUUUUUAAUAAAGUGAUUAAGAUUC
Tribolium madens (black flour beetle) is the source of this 2020-nucleotide messenger RNA. Its product is annotated as sodium-dependent nutrient amino acid transporter 1-like. The coding region runs from base 137 to 1906 and encodes 589 amino acids. Gene Ontology annotation, biological process: sodium ion transmembrane transport. The record is from RefSeq and is a predicted model, not a curated record. Lineage: Eukaryota; Metazoa; Arthropoda; Insecta; Coleoptera; Tenebrionidae. Gene Ontology annotation, molecular function: L-amino acid transmembrane transporter activity. Gene Ontology annotation, cellular component: membrane. The transcript has 9 exons.